Messenger RNA from Nothobranchius furzeri (turquoise killifish), 1485 nucleotides. NCBI's taxonomy places the organism in Eukaryota, Metazoa, Chordata, Actinopteri, Cyprinodontiformes, Nothobranchiidae. The record is from RefSeq and is a predicted model, not a curated record.
UGUGUGUGUGUGUGUGUGUGUGUGUGUGUGUGUGUGUGUGUGUGUGUGUGUGUGUGUGUGUGUGUGUGUGUGAACAGGUUCCAUCCUCCCACUGUGGUGGGUCCUAUGGGAAGUGCAGCAGCCUGUUCUCGUCUCCUGUCUCUGGAUCCGUCUCAGUGCAGUCAUGCCUUGGCUAUAGCAGCUUCUCUAGCUGGAGCUCCGAUGGCUAAUGCUGCCACUCAGUCCAAGCCCCUUCACAUCGGCAACGCCUCUCGUUUGGGGCUUGAAGCUGCUCUGCUGGCCUCCAGAGGCCUAGAGGCCAGUUCUCUGGUCUUGGAUGCUGUUGCAGGAGUGGCGGGCUUCAGCGCCUUUUAUGAAGAUUAUGUUCCUCAGCCUUUAGAGUCACCUGAUGGUGGUGGACAUGUGUUCCUGUUAGAGGAGCAGGACAUUGCUUUUAAGCGUUUUCCUGCCCAUCUGGGGAUGCACUGGGUGGCUGAUGCUGCAGCUGCGGUCCAUGAGCUCCUUGUGGGACAUGGUCUAGGACAGGUGUCCCCACAUCAGGUCCAGGACAUCCUGCUCAGAGUCCCCCAGUCUAAAUACAUCAACAGGCCUUUCCCCGAGUCAGAGCACGAGGCACGCCACUCCUUCCAGUUUAACGCCUGCAGCGCUCUGCUGGACGGUGAGGUGACAGUGCAGUCCUUCAGCCCGCCCGCCAUGAGCCGCCCAGAGCUGCACUUCCUGCUAAGCCGUGUUCGCAUGGAGCAUCCUGAGGACAACCCCGCCAAUUUCAACCGCAUGUACGGAGAAGUCCAGGUGACUCUAGAUGGAGGAGACAUCCUGAAGGGCCGCUGUGACACCUUCUACGGCCACUGGCGCAACCCGCUGACAAACGAGAGCCUGAGCAAGAAGUUCAGAAGCAACGCAGAGGUGGUGCUGCCAUCAGAGAAGGUGGAGCGGCUGGUGGAGGUGGUGGAGGAGCUGGACAGGCUGGAUGAUUGUGGAGCUCUUCUCUCACAGCUGCAGUGAUCAAUAACACUGAACAAUAAAGCAACAAUCCUUCAGCAUAUAAAUAAGAAUCAUAUCAUUUUUAUAUUAAUGUUUUUAAAUGAUCUCCUUAGUGUAGACUGGAAAUAAACACAUUGCCAUGUUUUUCCUCUGGAGUUUUCCUCAAGCUGAUGUUUCCUCUGUUGUUCAAUAUUGUCUUUUGGUAUUGAAUUCUGUUUUUAUCGUAACAAAAUUCAGAUAAAAACAUGACUCGUGUGUGUGAGUCAUAUUUAUUGUUUAAUGCCUGUUUUUAUAUAAAUAUUGUUAAUCUAAGAAAAUGUGUUUCUUGCAACCUUUUCUCAAAAUGUGUACAUAAUAAAGUGUUUCAAACAUGUAAAACACAUGGUCAUAAAGUCACCUGUGUGUGUGUGUGUGUGUGUGUGUGUGUGUGUGUGUGUGUGUGUGUGUGUGUGUGUGUGUGUGUGUGUGUGUGUGUGUGUGUGUGUGUGUGUGUGUGUGUGU